Molecule: messenger RNA, 2115 nt
Organism: Drosophila hydei
Lineage: Eukaryota; Metazoa; Arthropoda; Insecta; Diptera; Drosophilidae
Gene: Faf2
Product: FAS-associated factor 2
Exons: 4
Coding region: 403-1794 (463 amino acids)
Cellular component (GO): endoplasmic reticulum
Molecular function (GO): ubiquitin binding
Source: RefSeq, a predicted model, not a curated record
CUUUGCUGUAUUGAGAUAACAGCGCAGUAUUUACUGACAUAAAACCGUCAGUAAUAAAUAUCAAAAUAUAGAAUUCAAAAUAGCUGCAAAUAUAUAUUUUUCAAAAUUGACGAUGGAUCGCUGUUAAUAACAGAGCAGCAAAAUGUUAAGUUUUUGGAUGCCAAAAAAACAUAUGUUAGAUGAACGACAAUCAGGGGUUCCGUUCGUUCAGUUUAUUUAGUGAGUCUUGGCCCGUGCAAAUAUAAAAUAAAUUUGCCAAUAUAAAUUAUAAAAAAACUUGAAUUGCGCACUCGUUUUGCCUACAGAAGCAGGCGGACAAAGGCCAACAGAAAACGCAAAAGCAAGAAAAAAGACACUAACAAUAACAGUAACAACGACAACAACAACAACACCUGCUGCAAAAUGGAGGCGGAGGGUCUGACAAAUGAACAAACGGACAAAGUUUUACAAUUCCAAGAUCUAACUGGCAUAGAAGACAUGAACAUAUGUCGCGAUGUACUCAUACGUCAUCAAUGGGAUCUCGAGGUGGCCUUUCAGGAGCAAAUGAACAUACGAGAGGGUCGACCAACAAUGUUGACUGCUUCGACAGAUGUUCGUGCACCGGCUGUGAUCAAUGAUCGCUUCCUGCAACAGGUCUUCUCAGCAAAUAUGCCUGGCGGACGUACAAUUAGCCGAGUACCAAGUAUCGGGCCAAUGCCACGCAGCUUUACGGGCAUCCUUGGCUAUGUGAUCAAUUUUGUGUUCCAAUAUUUUUACUCGACAAUAUCUGGAAUUGUGCGUGCAUUUAUUAAUAUUGGCGGUGGCAAUGAGCCGCGCAUUGUCUCGGAUCCGUUGGCCGAUGUGAUGAAAUUUAUAAGAGAGUACUAUGAACGUUAUCCGGAGCAUCCGGUCUUCUAUCAGGGCACCUAUGCCCAGGCCUUAAACGAUGCCAAGCAGGAAUUGCGCUUUCUGCUCGUCUAUCUGCAUAAGGAUCCAACACAAAAUCCUGAUGUUGAAUCAUUUUGCCGAGAUACUCUCUCAUCGCGCUCAAUAAUUGAUUAUAUCAACACGAAUACAUUGCUCUGGGGCUGUGAUGUGUCUACGCCGGAAGGAUAUCGUGUGAUGCAAACUAUUACGGUGCGCACCUACCCCCUGAUGGUGAUGAUAAGCUUGAGAGCUAAUCGUAUGAUGGUCGUUGGACGUUUCGAGGGCGAUUGCACUCCAGAGGAGCUACAACGCCGCCUCCAGUCGGUCAUCACUGUCAACGAGGUGUGGCUAAGUCAGGCACGCGCCGAUCGACUUGAGCGCAAUUUCACUCAGACGCUGCGUCGCCAACAGGAUGAGGCAUAUGAGCAGAGUCUGCUCGCUGAUGAGGAAAAGGAGCGUCAACGUCAACGCGAACGUGAUGCCGCUCGCCAAGUGCUGGAAGCGGAGGAGCGAGCUCGUCGAGAUGUUGAGCUGCGCAAAGAAGAGAUAGCCAGGCAGAAGAUUGAGCUGGCUAACCUUGUGCCGCCAGAGCCGCCAGCCGAUUCCGCAGAUGCUAUUGCUGUGGUCUUCAAGCUACCUAAUGGCACUCGUCUCGAACGACGCUUUCAGCAAACCAAUUCCAUUUUGGACGUUUAUCAUUUCCUCUUUUGCCAUCCCGCUUCGCCGGAUGAAUUUGAAAUUACAACGAAUUUCCCUAAGCGUGUUCUCUAUUCCAAGGCGGCAAUCGAUGCCGCCGAAUGCUCUGUAAAUGAAACCUACAGCAAGACGCUUAAAGAUGUGGGUCUUAAGCAUCGCGAAGUACUAUUCGUGAACGAUCUGGAAGCGUAACCAAGCCCUACCAUCACCAAAUAACAAAAAACAUAAAAAUGAAACAUGCAAAGGAAUGAACACUGAAAUCUUUGUGUUACCAGCUAAAAGAAAACGCAUUACCAAAUAACUUGAACCAAGUUUGAAGUAGUCGUAGUCCUCAAGUCCAAUCCGUUUGGCACAUUCGGAGGUUUAAAACAACCAAGCAGAAACUCAUAGACAACAACAAAUAAUUCCUAAUUUAAUCAUGAAUAUAUAUAAACAGAAUUGUUUAACAAUGUUUAUGUUGAUUUUCGUCUAACACCAAUUUUUCCACCUACAAAAUUAUUUUUCAAACAAUUU